Molecule: messenger RNA, 4949 nt
Organism: Sander lucioperca (pikeperch)
Lineage: Eukaryota; Metazoa; Chordata; Actinopteri; Perciformes; Percidae
Gene: znf217
Product: zinc finger protein 217
Exons: 6
Coding region: 518-3457 (979 amino acids)
Biological process (GO): regulation of DNA-templated transcription
Cellular component (GO): nucleus
Molecular function (GO): RNA polymerase II cis-regulatory region sequence-specific DNA binding; DNA-binding transcription factor activity, RNA polymerase II-specific
Source: RefSeq, a predicted model, not a curated record
GCUCCAUCUUCCCCUUGAUCGUUGGAGAGAGCGCGCGUCAGAAUUCAACAGCUGCACUGUGAGGACUCGCCAAGUAGAACAAAUAUGAUUCACAUCCAAACAAUUGAAUAGGUGAGCUGGCCCACCAGCAGCAAAACGCGUUUGUGUGUGAAAUGAAGAAGCAACUCACCCAGUCUGCUUCGCUCCCCACUGAACUCAGUCGCUCGUAGUAUCAGUGUCAUUAAUAAUCCGGAAAUUCACAGUUGGUAGGUAUUGUUUGGUGAGUUUCAACAGUUUGGUCGAAGUCGAGACAACAGAAAAAGUGUUAAGUUUGCUAACGUUAGUGUCACUAGAAUGCGAUUGACUCUGCGUGGGAGUUCGUGUUUUAACGUUAGCGUAUCGUUAAAUUACGUUACUUUAUCGGGGUUAAGUUUUGAAACUGGCGUUUAAAGAAAUCAAUGAGCAACGACGUAAGUACACAAGGUUCCUAAUAAUCUGGACAGGGUGUACAGCGUUGUUGUUCCACCUUCAGAGGACAAUGCCGACUCACUCGCUGCCACCGUUUGUGGAGAGCCCGGAUGGACUUGCCCAAGAUAUUCUUAUUAGUAACAACGCAAGCAUCCCAGGAGCCGGCUCUAGCAUGACACCACACACCAGCUACUCAGAAAAGGCUGUGUUGCAAUCUGAAGGAAGCGUACCGCUGUCUUGUAUGUUCUGUGAUCAGAAUUUCACUCAUCAGGACGAGCUAGGACCCCAUGUGUUAACGCAGCACCCCACCACUUUCUCCGAGCCAGCCGUGCUUAGAGUUGAAGCGGAGUUCAGGAUCCCAGGAGAGAGACCCCGGCCCAAACCCAGCAGCCUCCCUAUCGAAAAAGAGGAGGUCACCAGCUGUAUUGUGUGUGGGCAGGUGUCGCAGGAUGCGAGUGAGCUGGAGACCCACAUGAGGAAGCACAAGGACUACUUUACUUACUGCUGUAAUGUCUGCGGACGGCGGUUUAGAGAGCCGUGGUUCCUAAAGAACCACAUGAAGAUGCAUGUGAAACCAGGAGCAAAGAGCAAGGCCCAGCAAGACCUGGAGACCCCCGUCACGGUCAAUGGUAUCGUCCAAGACCCUGCUUCAGAACCUGUAGUCACCGUUUACAAAAUGUGCAUGGUUUGUGGGUUUUUCUUCCCCGACCAUGACAGUUUGGCUGAACAUAGCAAAGUACACAAUCGAGAGGUGGAGCCCGGCAAAGAUACAGACGAGGAGAAAAUGGAAGGCACUACUGAAUCUCUUGCCAAACAGGAAACAUUUCUUCACAGUCUAAACCUCACGCCUUGCUCUUCGGGAGAUAGUUUGCAACGUGAGAGAUCAUCAAAAUGGAUUCCCCAGCUGGACCCCUUCAACACAUAUCAGGCGUGGCAACUUGCUACAAAGGGCAAGGUAGCAGUUGGUCCUAAUAAUAUAAAAGAUAUUGGCCAGGAAGCCAGCACAGACAAUGAAGAAUGUGGCUCCGAUAAGGAGGAGCUGAAUAAUAUUUGGUCUGAGGGACAGGGAGACAAGGCUACGAAAGAGGUCCUUGGGAGAGAGCUCCGGUCUCAGCCGCAGACUGUAGCAGAGAACGCAGCACCGCAGCGGCGGUCUCUGAUGCAAAAAAAUAAGGACAAAGAAAGGCCAACCACCUGCGAGGAAUGUCAGAGAACCUUCAGGACCUACCACCAGUUAGUUCUCCACUCCAGGGUCCACAAGCGCGAGAGAGGCGGCGAAGACAGUCCAACUAACUUUGUUGAUGGGAAGUUGUCGAGUGCAGGCUCACUUGAGCAUGCAGAGGAAGGCUGUGAGGAGGGCUUCGAGGAAGCAGCAAUGGCAGAAAACCUGGGACCAGGUGAAGAUGGUUUUGAUCGCUCAAAAGUCCGAUCAAAAGGAUGCAGUUACUGUGGCAAAUCCUUCCGAUCAAGCUAUUACCUCACAGUUCAUCUGAGGACUCACACAGGUGAAAAACCCUUCAAGUGUGCUUACUGCGACUACGCUGCAGCCCAGAAGACUUCACUGAAAUAUCACCUGGAUCGGCGUCACAAGGACAAACCUUACGUGGACAUUCCCAGCAGACCCGUGCCUUUAGUGCCCUCUCCUAACGAUACAAAACAUGGAAAUGACAAUGAAAAUCCCGCUCCGACUAGAUCCAAACUCUGGGUUACUGUGGCCAGACCGUGCACCACCGGAACGCCAGAGGACAGAUUUGAUGGCAUAGGUAGCAAGCACGGCAAACCACUCGUCCAGAUGAAUGCCGAGUAUGAGAAAUUAAUUGCUAACUCUGCCUACUCCCCGACUGAUGAUGUGGUCGUAAAGUGCCCCGUGCCUGUUAACCUGAAGAUGGAAAGGGAGGCGAUAAAAGACGAGAACUCUGAGGGCCCAUUAAAUCUGUCCUUAAAAGUGUCUCUCUCCAUCCCUGCCAGUGCAGAACCCAGAAAUGCAUUAAUUCCAAUUGCCUGUCCAUUUUGUGCAUAUAAAACCAUGUACCCAGAGGUUCUGACGAUACACAAAAAGCUCACUCAUAAAGAGAAGUCAGACAGUACGAAAAAGAAUGGAUUCGGCAGUUUAAAACAAAAACGUUUUACAGGUUGCCCCCCUGCGCUCGAUGGGAAAGAUGUCCCCCCGCUUCCAGCGAUUGACCGGCGCCACCCUCGUCGAACCAAGUCCCCACCCCCUCAACCUGCAAAGCCGCAAGAAAAGACACCCAUUAACCCACCUAAUGCUCCGCAGCGCUCCCCUGUCCAUGCGCCCGUACACGAUGUUGUCCAGGAGACCCAGCGUUGCACAGUUAACACUGACCCGCACCCCAGUCAGGAAUCGUCCCGGUACACAGAGCUCAUGAGGAAGUCCAACACAGGCAGCAAGUAUGCCAUGGAGCGACCAGCCCCCCCAGACAGAGUGGGGAUUGGGGAGAGGAGUUACCCAGCGAGAAGCGGUGUCAUUUGGCACUCGGAUGCUGCCAGGCUGUGCCUGUCGAGCAGAUUCGGGAGCCUCGGCCAGAUGGAUUUCGGUGAACCCUCCAGCAAGCGAUUAAAGUAUAUGCUACCUCCAGGCAGGGAAGCCGACAGCGGCGAGAAACCUGGCUUUAGAGGACCGGCGGGGAACGUGUCCAACAGGCUGCUUCUCUCAGGGAGAAGUGUGAAAGCCCCGUCACAAAUGUCGGGUCCGUCCACAGGCUCUGAGACCUUGGGCUCUUUGAAGACUCCAUCUACAGCUAUUGGAGGAGGCUUGGACACCGAGUGGAGCAUGAUGAACCUCCUGCGCUCCUACACCCCCAAUGACCUGGCAUCUCUCUAUCACAGCACAGCAGCCAACCCCAGUCACGGAGGACUGGCCAACCCCAGAGCAGGGGGCAGAACUGUGCUGUACCAACACUUACCCACUCUGCCCAACCUUCAGAGGAGAGACCCGUCGGGCCCUUUCCCUAAUCCUCAACGCUAUGGGACCACUGACAAAAGUACCUAAAGUGGCACCAAGAUUUGAACUGUACGGCUCCCUUAUUUUGGAGUAGUUCUUGGGAAGGUGUCUAGGCUCCACUAAUUUAACAAAUUUUUUUUUUUUUUUUUGAAAUAGAAGAAAAUUGUGUUGCAUAAACAUUUCAUGGCUUUAGUGUACUUUUUUUUUUCUUCUUUUUUUCUGUUUUUUUUUUUUUUUUUUUUUUGAAUGGAAAAAGUGCAGGUUAUCUCUCUUCGAAGAUGUUAUUCCACUGGUGGGCACUGUGGAAUUUAGUUCCCAUUAAAAAAAACAAAACAAAAAAAAACAAACAAAAGAUAACUGUUGCUUAAUCCAUUUUUGACCCACACUAAUGUUGAGAUACCUGCAAGUGUUUGUGACAGAACAGUAAACGUUGUAUGUGGGAUAACAUAAAAUAUAUCUAAUGAGCUUUCAGUACAUAAAAAAAAAAAAAAAAUAUAUAUAUAUAUAUAAAGUAAAAACAAGAAACAUAAUGUGUAUGAAAAAUUGCUGCUCUAUUCACUAACUUUAUGGUCCAGGCAGUAAUUAAGCACUAUUCUAUUUUUUUUUUUUCUUCUUCCUUUUCCAAGGCACUGAAGGGUGGGAUGUUCUGUUUAAUAACUUGAUGGCUUCGGCCCAGUGGUUCACAAACAGGCCACAGUAACCAGUCGCGUGUAUGUUGAAGUGGUCUACCUCAUGUUGUGCUCUCAACACUGUUACGUUUGUAAAGCUGCUGCAGCUACCGGGUCAGCUGAGCCUCUGUACCUAGCGGUCUAUCGACUAGAGACGCGUCUCGAGUUGUAGUAUAACUAGAUGGACGAGAUUUCCGGGGCCAUUUUUCAGGCACCGCGUCAAACUCAUCCAGUGAUACAGAACAACUGCUCCUUGAGGCCGUAUCGACCUAUGGCCCAUGAUUAACUGUAACGACGUGGGCUGUGGAGUUGUUUGAUUAGCUUGGCGUUUACACGCUCACUUUUAAAUCGGAACAGAUUUCGUGGUUAUUAUUUGUCCUUUUUGAAAUCAAAUGGCUAUCAUCUGCUUUAGCGGUGCCUCAAAUCCAUAAGCUGUAAAAUGUACCAACCUUUAAGAGUUCUGUUUUGCGCAUCAAAUGGUCUGCACAUUUAGUCCCUGUGCAGGCUAUGCCGAGUCUGGAAAGUGUUAUUUUGUUUCAGGUGGCAGCAGUCAGUCCUGGCUGGUCAUCAGGUGGUCUUUUAGAUGUCAUAUGACGGUGUAGUUUGGGGGGGGAAAAAAAUACAGAAGCAGCUAUGUUUAAUGGCUCGAUUAAUUACACACUGAACAAUAAGUCUCAGGUUAACUCAUUUACGAGCUAUUUAGUCUGUUGUAUAAUUUAGCAUAUUUGCCACUUUGAAUGGCUUCGGGUUAAGUUAUUGCUUUCUUUCUUUCUGAUUGGUAUUCACAUUACAUGUGUACUUAUGUAAAAAAUGAAAAUAUUGUUUGAGAUUUGUAUGACACAUUUCAAUAAUAAAAGUGAGGCGAAAAGCUG